AUGUCGCCCGACCUGAAUCCCAUCGAGCACGUCUGGGAUGUGCUGGGAAAACGCCUGCGCACUCUCAGGACCCCUCCACAGACUUUGCAGGAACUUGGUGCCUCAUUAGUGGAACAGUGGCGCCGGUACUUCACCUGUCCCAACUACUUCCGGUGUGACGGCGUCUGUAUUCGGCUACAAGACGUCUGUGACGGCACUCGACACUGCGCUGACGGCCAGGAUGAGCUGUACUGUGACCAGGACGAGUUCUGUCCGCCGGGCUGUACGUGUACGGGCAGGGUCGUACAGUGCACGGAUUCCAGCAGAUACAACAGGAGCUGGACCAACUUCCACCCAGACACGAGAGCCUUGGACCUAAGCCACGUGUUCCUGGGGGCAGUCACAGAAUACUACGUCUCGAAUAUCUCAAUGGAGUUGAGCUGGUUGGCCCAUCUCAAUUUGUCAGCCACAAAUCAGACGUCUGUUCCAGUGAAUCUCAAACUUCCUAAUUUGUACUUUUUAGAUCUCAGCUUCAAUAACAUAACAGUUUUGAGAACUGGUGUUUUCAAAUUCUUACCUAACCUGAGAUUUCUAAACCUCACAAACAACUUAAAAUUGAGUCAUAUCGAACAGCGGGCAUUUUUAGGACUUGAUAAACUGGAAUUUCUUGAUUUAUCUCACACCGUUUUGGGAACAUUGGAAAGUCUUGUAUUCCAGCCAUUAGUGAUGCUGCAGUUUUUGAAUAUUUCAAAUUGUUACUUGGAUGUAAUGGAAAAGAAAUCAUUCAGUGGUCUUAACAAACUGUUAUACCUGGACAUCAGAGAUAAUAACAUUAGAACGUUUUAUAGCGGUCAAUUUAGAGAUCUUAUUGAAAUCCACGUGGUUUAUGCUUCAUCUCAGACGUUUUGUUGUGGUGCAUUCUGGAAAGGAAUAUUACUCGACCGCGAUGAAUGCAUAGCACCAGAAGACUCCAUUUCGUCGUGUGAAGAUCUUUUACAAAAGAAUUCCUUCAGAGUUCUUCUCUGGGUGUUUAGCAUCAUGGCUUUAACUGGGAAUGCCACAGUAAUUAUUUUCAGAAUAUGUUUUGACAGUUCAUCAAUAGGACGGACGUUUGGAGUCUUUGUCACCAAUUUAGCCUUCACAGACUUCUGCAUGGGUAUUUACAUGUUAAUCAUCUGCGUGGCAGACACAACCUACCGAGACACGUAUCUGUUUUACGAAUGGAGAUGGAGAAACAGCUCCUUCUGUAAGCUGGCUGGUUUCCUCUCCACGGUGUCCUCUUUGGGGUCGAGUAUCUUCGUGUGCCUCAUAACACUGGACCGAUUCCUGGUCGUUCGUUUUCCCCUGGGUCAAGUACGAUUCCGUCCUAAAUGUACAAUGAUCGUGUCGGUUGUUGUCUGGGCUGCUAUGAUAGCAACAGUGAUGGUCCCGCUCACCCCUCCAAUGGAUCAGUGGAACCUGUUUGGUCAAAAUGGCGUCUGCCUGGCCCUGCCCCUUUCGAGUGAACGGCUUCCUGGUUGGUUGUUUUCCACGUCACUCUUCAUCGGGUUCAACUUCGUGGCGUUCCUCUUCACCGCCAUCGGUCAGAUCGCGAUCUACAAGACGAUGACGAACAUGUCGCUCAUUCAGAGCAAGAAGAGAUCUGACCAGGAUAUGAAGGUCGCCAGGAAACUGUCGCUGAUCGUCCUCACAAACUUCAGCUGCUGGUUUCCUAUCUGUGUCAUGGGACUAGCUGCUAUGAAUGGUGUGGAUAUUGGAGGAGAUAUCUACGCCUGGGUCGCAGUGUUCGUUCUUCCCGUAAAUUCCGCCAUAAACCCGUUUAUCUACACAAUUCCUUCCUUGUUCCACAAAAAGGCAAAGAAGGAGCCAGCAACAGCUCUCCACCUUUCAACAUACCUCCCCACAGUGAGUGAGACAGUGAGCGACCAUCUUGUCUACGCGGGUGACCCCGACCCGGGCAUGAAGCCGAUGCGAGAUCUCAUGCGAAACGGGAUGUUGUCGCCCAAUCACGUGCAGUGGGUGUGUGGCAACGUCAUGUCCGCUCUACCCUCAUUGGACGUCGACACCGAUCAGCACCGACCAAUCAAACUCUUUGUCAAGAUGACGGGCAAUGUGCCCUCUCGUAUUUGUAUUACAUUUGACAAAGAUGGAAAAGAAUGCUACGAAAACGCGAUAGAGCGUGGCCUGGGAACAAUACUGAACAAGUUGGCGUUUUAUUAA
Molecule: messenger RNA, 2199 nt
Organism: Gigantopelta aegis
Lineage: Eukaryota; Metazoa; Mollusca; Gastropoda; Neomphalida; Peltospiridae
Product: G-protein coupled receptor GRL101-like
Exons: 6
Coding region: 1-2199 (732 amino acids)
Biological process (GO): G protein-coupled receptor signaling pathway
Cellular component (GO): membrane
Molecular function (GO): protein binding; G protein-coupled receptor activity; protein-hormone receptor activity
Source: RefSeq, a predicted model, not a curated record